Molecule: messenger RNA, 1779 nt
Organism: Lolium rigidum
Lineage: Eukaryota; Viridiplantae; Streptophyta; Magnoliopsida; Poales; Poaceae
Product: probable L-gulonolactone oxidase 4
Exons: 2
Coding region: 1-1779 (592 amino acids)
Cellular component (GO): membrane
Molecular function (GO): D-arabinono-1,4-lactone oxidase activity; FAD binding
Source: RefSeq, a predicted model, not a curated record
AUGGAAGGUGCGUCGUUGCAUCCGGCGGUUCUCCUCCUCGUGGGCCUUCUCCUGAGCCGCGCCGGCUCCAGCCCUCCGCCGGAGCCGGUGAACUGCACCCGCGGCACAUCCGACUGCACCGUCACAAACGUAUACGGCUCAUUCCCGGACCGCACCAUCUGCCGCGCGGCCAACGCCACCUACCCGCGCACCGAGGAGGAGCUCGUGGCCGCGGUAGCGGCGGCGGCGGCGGCGAAACGCAAGGUCAAAGUGGCCACCAGAACCUCCCACAGCUUCCCUAAGCUGGCCUGCCCCGGUGGCCGCGACGGCACGAUCAUCAGCACGGAGCGGCUGAACCGAAGUGUUAGCAUCGACGCCGCCAGCGGCCUGAUGACGGUGGAGAGCGGCAUGGUGCUCCGGGACCUAAUCCAGGCCGCCGGCGCGGCCGGGCUCGCGCUGCCGCACUCGCCGUACUGGUAUGGACUCACCAUCGGGGGCCUCCUGGCAACGGGCGCGCACGGGAGCUCGCUGUGGGGCAAGGGUAGCGCGGUGCACGAGUACGUGGUCGGCAUGAGGAUCGUCACGCCGGCGCCAGCCAGCCAGGGAUUCGCUAUUGUCAGGGAGCUCGGCGCCGACGACCCAGACCUCGACGCGGCCAAGGUCUCCCUCGGCGUCCUCGGCGUCGUUUCCCAGGUUACUCUGGCGUUGCAACCGCUGUUCAAGCGGUCGGUGACGUUCGUUGAGCGCGACGACUCGGACUUCGCGGAGCAGGUGGCCGUGUGGGGCGACCUGCACGAGUUCGGCGACAUGGCAUGGCUGCCCCGGCAGGGCAAGGUCAUCUACCGCGAGGACGACCGCGUGGACGUCUCGGCGCCCGGCGACGGUCUCAACGACUACCUCGGCUUCCGCUCCAACCCCACGCUCGGGCUCAUCAUCGCCAGGGCCGCGGAGGAGCGGCUGGAGGAGGACGGCGACGACACCGCACGGUGCCUAGCCGCGCGGUUACCGGCCGCGGCGUUCGAGCUGCAGGCGUACGGUUUCACAAACGACGGCUCCUUCUUCACGGGAUACCCGGUGGUCGGGUACCAGCACCGCAUCCAGGCGUCCGGCACGUGCAUCAACGGCGAGGAGGACGGGCUGCUUACCUCUUGCCCAUGGGACCCCCGCAUCCGGAGCCCCUUCUUCUACAACUCCGGCUUCAGCGUCGCACUCUCUAAGGCGCCGGCAUUCAUCGCCGACAUACAGAAGCUCCGUGACCUCGACCCGCGCGCCUUAUGCAGCCUCGACGCCAAGCUCGGCGUGCUCAUCCGUUACGUCAAGGCUUCCUCUGCCUACCUCGGCAAGACGGAGGACUCGGUCGACUUCGACAUCACCUACUACCGGAGCUACACUGAAGGCGCGCCGCGAGCGCACGCCGACGUGCUCGACGAGCUCGAGCAGCUGGCUUUACGAAAGUACGACGCAAUCCCUCACUGGGGCAAGAACCGCAACUUCGCAUUUGACGGCGCCAUCGCCAAGUACCCCAUGGCCGGCGAGUUCCUCAAGGUGAAGGACAAGUAUGACCCGGACGGUAUCUUCUCCAGCGAGUGGAGCGACCAGGUGCUUGGCAUCAAUGGGAACCCCAACAUCAUAGAUAAGGGCUGUGCCAUCGAAGGGCUAUGCAUCUGCUCCGACGAUUUGCACUGUGCACCAGAGAAGGGCCUCUUCUGCAGGCCGGGCAAGGUGUAUGUGGAGGCGAGGGUUUGCGCGUCCCAGCCAGUUUCCGACAGCGCGAGCCAAGACCACCACGAUGAACUGUGA